UCUUGUUUUGUUGGGAUUGUGCUUAGUUUAGCCAGUUCUACUUCCGCUGUCUAAGUCUGUCGCGUACAAGUGACGUUUUGUCUUGGUCCAGCUUGAUAUGGCGGCGUUACUGAGAGGUCUACGGGCUGGAAGGGUCCUCCGGACACUGAGCAGCGUUGUGGCUGCACCAACAGCAACGGGCCCUCAGAGCUGCAGCCUGAGACGAGGCUUCCACUGUGCAGCACUGAGGCUGCAGGACGAGUCCAAAUCUGACAAACCCCCCGCAUCCUCAUCCACAACCUACCACGAGCACUACCAGGCUCACUCAGCUGAGCAGGACACAGAGGCGGCUUCCCAGCAUGACCCUGAUCCAGCAGCAGAGGGGACGGACACCAGUCACCAGGACCAGGACGAGCAGGAUGAAGACUAUGAAACGGAGGAGCAGCUGCAGGCUCGAAUCCUGACAGCCGCUCUGGAGUUUGUCCCACAGCAUGGCUGGUCCAUGGAGGCCAUCGCCGCUGGUGCUGAGUCACUGGGUUUGUCCUCCGCCUCCACUGGUAUGUUCUACAACGGAGCAGGAGACUUGGUUCUACAUUUUAUCGCCCACUGCAACUCCCAGCUGACAGAGGGCCUGGCAGAGCAGCACAACCAGGUCCAACUGGGCCAGGCCGAAAAAAAGAAGACGGCUGACUUUCUCAGAGACGCUGUGGAGACCCGACUGCGGAUGUACAUCCCUUACAUGGAAACGUGGCCGCAGGCGAUGAGCAUCCUGCUCCUCCCUCACAACAUCCCCGACAGCCUGAAGCACCUGUCCACCCUGGUGGACGACAUCUGGUACUACGCAGGAGACCGGUCCACAGACGUGAGUGGAUCUUAUCGCCCUCGAUCCCCCCCCUCCUCCGCUCAUACCUUCCUGUCCCCCGUUCACCACCACCCCCACAAUAUCCGGCCCGCCACCUCCCAGGUCAGGGUCAGGCAUGGCUCCAGCACGCUCGGCGCUGGCGCUUUGCAAACCGCCACCAGGGGGCAGCGUCAGUGGACGGAGGCGUGGGCUGCUCCUGCUUGUGCUGGCUACUUUGCUCUUUCCUGGGCCAGACAGAUCUCCCGUGUUAUGAACUGGUACACAAAGCGUGCGGUGCUGACGGGCAUCUAUAACACUACGGAGCUGGUGAUGAUUCAGGAUUCUUCUCCAGACUACCAGGACACCUGGAGCUUCCUUGAAAACCGCAUUCAGGAUGUUGUGAACAUGGCAUCCACUGCCAAACAGGUAGAGAUCAUUAAAGAGGUGCAAUCGACUGGUGAAGCAGUGGUGCAGGGUCUGAUGGGGGCUGCCGUUACGAUUGAUGCUAACUCGUCGGUGCUACACGAUGAGUUCAUCGCGCACAGAGUCGGCCUCAUCCCGCUCACCAGCGACGACAUUGUGGACAAGAUGCAGUACUCCAGAGACUGCACCUGCGAUGAUUUCUGCCCGGAGUGCUCAGUGGAGCUGACCCUGGACGUCCGGUGCACAGAAGACCAGACGCGUCACGUCACCUCGCGCGAUCUGUUGUCCAACAACCCCAGAGUCAUCCCAGUGACGUCCAGAAGCCGAGACAACGAUCCAAACGACUACGUGGAGCAGGACGAAUUGACCUCCUCAUCUCUGUCUGCGCGCCCCAACGCAGACAUUCUGCUGGUGAAGCUCCGGAAAGGUCAGGAGCUGCGGCUCCGAGCUUACGCCAAGAAAGGCUUCGGUAAGGAGCACGCCAAGUGGAACCCGACUGCAGGGGUGUCCUUCGAGUACGACCCGGACAACGCCCUGAGGCACACGGUGUACCCCCGGCCCGAGGAGUGGCCAAAGAGCGAGUACUCUGAGAUUGAGGAAGACGAGGCCCAGGCUCAUUAUGACCCCAACGGAAAGCCGGAGAGGUUCUACUACAACGUGGAGUCAUGCGGCUCCCUUCGGCCGGAGACCAUCGUCAUGUCGGCGUUGGCCGUCCUCAAGAAAAAGUUAAGCGACCUGCAGACCCAACUGAGCCACGAGAUCCAGAGCGACGUGCUCACCAUCAACUGAAGGCCGCGCUCUAACGGAGAGCACUCACAGUUUUCCUUCCACAGGCUCCAUGUGCCAUCUCUAAUUUGCGUCAGACUUAUUGAGAUUUGAUUUAACCUAUUAAAAGCUCAUCAGUAACUAUUAUUGUUUGUCUUUAUGUGUAUUUUUCAGGUCUCAGUAAAAUUAUAACGGCAGUGUCUGCAACAAAAUCUGUGAUGCUGUUUUUCACAGAGAAAAGGAAGUUUCAUAGACUGUUAAAUGAAUAUGUAGUUUAACGUCCAUUUUUGAAUAAAUCUGUUUUUCAGACGUUUGGGGUUCUCUCAUUAAAGUUAUUUUAUGUUGGUGUUCACUUCAGGUUUGAGAUUAAUUUCU
This is a messenger RNA of Menidia menidia (Atlantic silverside), 2383 nucleotides long. NCBI's taxonomy places the organism in Eukaryota, Metazoa, Chordata, Actinopteri, Atheriniformes, Atherinopsidae. The record is from the annotation of a GenBank genome assembly.